UCUUCUCUCCCUCGUACGCGUUUUCUCCUCUUCUUUCACCGCCUAAGUUCCAAACCCGACCCCCUCUUCUUCGAUCGCCGGAGCCGGAGCCGGAGCCGGAGCCCCUCCUCGUCUGAUCUCCACCGCCGGAACCCCUCCUCUUCUCCUCCCCAGCUCUCUCUCCUCGCCAAACAAUACCCGAGCCCAAACCCUAACUUGUUUGUCCUCCCCAAAUCCUCACCUCCGGGCACCUUCAAUCCAGGAAUGCUAAAGAUAUGAUAAGCCAAGAAAGAAUAAAUUAAACCCAGUGUAUUGGACAAACAAAUUCAUAUGGCUGGUAUAUUACCAGGGGAUCCUUCACAUCACGGAAUGGUAGAAAGUAGUCCUUACAGAUUUUCUCACGAUAAGAUGGAGGAAGGUGAUCGCAUUGGUUCCAGUUGGUAUCUUAGCCGGAAGGAAAUUGAAGAAAAUUCCCCAUCUCGAAGAGAUGGUAUUGACCUUAAGAAAGAGGCAUAUUUUCGUAAAUCGUAUUGCACAUUUCUACAGGAUUUAGGGAUGAGACUUAAAGUACCUCAGGUCACAAUCGCCACUGCUAUUGUUUUCUGCCAUCGCUUCUUCCUUCGCCAAUCUCACGCAAAGAAUGAUCGGAGGACUAUAGCCACUGUUUGCAUGUUUUUGGCUGGAAAGGUUGAAGAAACUCCUCGACCCUUAAAGGAUGUCAUUCUUGUGUCCUAUGAAAUUAUCCACAAAAAGGAUCCUGCUGCUAUUCAGAGAAUCAAACAGAGGGAAGUGUAUGAACAACAGAAAGAACUUAUCUUACUGGGGGAACGGGUAGUACUAGCGACUCUUGGUUUUGAUCUUAAUGUGCAUCAUCCAUAUAAACCCCUUGUGGAAGCAAUAAAGAAAUUCAAGGUUGCGCAAAAUGCCCUUGCACAAGUUGCUUGGAAUUUUGUUAAUGAUGGGCUACGUACUUCACUUUGCCUGCAAUUUAAGCCUCAUCAUAUAGCUGCUGGUGCUAUAUUUCUCGCUGCCAAAUUUCUGAAAGUGAAGCUUCCCUCUGAUGGUGACAAGGUCUGGUGGCAAGAAUUCGAUGUCACCCCACGGCAACUUGAAGAGGUUAGCAAUCAAAUGUUGGAAUUAUACGAACAGAACCGGACAGCACCAUCCCAUGGAAACGAAACAGAAGGGAGCUCUGCAAGUGUAGUCAAUCAUCGGGCUCCCCCAAAAGCAUCAUCUGCUAUCGAGGAGACACCAUCACAAAAUCAGACUGCUGGAAAUUCUAGUUUGCACACUGAUAGACAAAACCCUACCCAGAGACUUUCACAGAACGAAAGAAAUGACCAUGACAGUAGAGAGUCAAAAGAUCGUCACCAUUUUGAGCCAGGAAAUGCUUCAGAAGGUCCAAUUGAAGAUCCAGUGGAAACUAAUCAAUCGAGAGAGAAAAGUUUGGGACAUAAUGAUGGCCCCAAGAGCUACUCUCCAUUGGAUGCUAUAAAAAAGAUCGACAAGGACAAGGUGAAAGCUGCACUGGAGAAACGAAGGAAGGAACGAAGUGAAGUUGCAAGGAAAAUGGACGUCAUGGAUGAUGAUGACCUUAUUGAGAGAGAGCUCGAAAGUGGUAUUGAGUUGGCAACUGAGGAAGAUAAGGUAAAACAAGAGAGGAGGCAAAGCUGGUCGAAAUACAAGCAAGAACAUAAGAACCAAGACCAUGGUAUUGAGAAUGGAGAGCUUGUGACUGAGAAAGAAAUUGAGAAUGCUGAAGAGGGGGAAUUCCAUUCUCCAGAGCCUUCUAGCAGAAAGAGAAAGGAUUAUGAUUAUCAGAAUCAAUAUCCGCCUUCAAAAUACCGGGAUUCUGAUGAUUCACGUGCAAUGGGAAGGCUAGAGAGAGCUGAGAGGGAUCAUAAAAGGAUCAGGCAAGAAAAUCAUGUGUGAUGGGUUUUUUUUUUUUUUAAUCAUGAUUUAUUUAUCUUUUGAGUGUAAAAUGACUGGUAAUUAAACUAUUGGGCUCAGGGAGUUCAGAUUGUAAAGUCUGAUGCGUUUGUUGAGUUCGGCGUUGUUUGAGGCCCUUUGAGGAACUUGGCAGUGUUGCUGCAUCACAUCAAGUUCUCUUUCUAUGCGCAACAUCAGUACGUUGGUGCCUCUGAAUUCAUGAGCAUAAAACUGUAUAAUCUCCCUCAAGCAUUUAUAUCCAAUGAGGGAUAAAACUGUAAUAAACCAUUUAUAUAUUUUUGCUGUUGAUCUUUUUUAAAUUUAUAUAAUUGAAACUUCUGGAUUAGGAUA
Messenger RNA from Asparagus officinalis (garden asparagus), 2259 nucleotides. Its product is annotated as cyclin-T1-3-like. Bases 310 to 1911 code for a protein of 533 amino acids. Gene Ontology annotation, molecular function: cyclin-dependent protein serine/threonine kinase activator activity. The record is from RefSeq and is a predicted model, not a curated record. Gene Ontology annotation, cellular component: cyclin/CDK positive transcription elongation factor complex; nucleus. Gene Ontology annotation, biological process: regulation of transcription by RNA polymerase II; positive regulation of DNA-templated transcription, elongation. Lineage: Eukaryota; Viridiplantae; Streptophyta; Magnoliopsida; Asparagales; Asparagaceae. The transcript is spliced from 7 exons.